Trypanosoma grayi is the source of this 897-nucleotide messenger RNA. RefSeq lists its product as hypothetical. Lineage: Eukaryota; Euglenozoa; Kinetoplastea; Trypanosomatida; Trypanosomatidae. Gene Ontology annotation, biological process: protein dephosphorylation. The transcript has a single exon. Gene Ontology annotation, molecular function: protein tyrosine/serine/threonine phosphatase activity. The coding region runs from base 1 to 897 and encodes 298 amino acids. Gene Ontology annotation, cellular component: cytosol. The record is from RefSeq and is a predicted model, not a curated record.
AUGAGCGCUGACGGCCUGGAGCAGUACCUGCAGCAGUGGCGCGCGGGGAAACGGAACAGUCCGGUAACAACAACAACAACAACAAGAGGAGGAGAAACGGUGGGGGCAAUCCCGCCAAAGCGGCGCAGCUUCCGGCCCCACCGCAUUGUCCCACAGCUCUACUUGGGGGCGCUAAAGGAUGUGCAGGACACGUGGGCGUUGCAUCAACGGUUAUUGCCGGAAAAAAUGCUUCUGGUGGUGUCCACCUGCGAUCGCGGUGAUCGACCGCGGCUGGAGAUGCGGCAGCUGCUUCCAGCGGCCACGGCGACGCGUCAACAAGGCUCUUGCCGCGUGCGGCGACUGGCGGUGUGUUCGUGGGAGGAACUCGAGGCACAUGUCGGUGAUGCCUCACGCAAAGCAGCUGCGACGGUGGUGUCGGUAGCUGCAACAGCGGAGUGGCUGCAGAAGGCGGUGGAAUCGCGGUCUUUUGCUGGCAAUGAUGGGCGGGGGGAGGCAAGCGAUGACGGCAGCAGUGCCCACGGCGGGGUGGUCUACCUGAAGCUCUGCCUGCCAUGGAGUGAUGAGCCGUCGUGUCUGGUGCAUGUGCACUUCGAUGUCGCCAUCGCACUGAUGCGGGCAGUGGUGGAUGGCUUGGGCAGGGCCGUUGUGUGCCACUGCGUUGCUGGGGUGUCUCGCUCUGUCACGCUGGUGUGCGCCUUUUUGUUGCGGUGCUGGUGCGAUGCGCGCGCCACGGGCGAAAUGCCGCGAAGUUCUGGUGAUGCCGUAAAGGCGGUGGUUGAAUUUGUGCGGGAAGUGCGGCUCUGCGCCUGUCCAAACGCGGGCUUCAUGCAGCAGUUGACGGAAUAUGCCAGCGGCCUUCUCAGUGCGGAAACGGUGGGGGCGCUAUGCCGAUGGUAA